This is a messenger RNA of Pelobates cultripes (western spadefoot toad), 420 nucleotides long. Lineage: Eukaryota; Metazoa; Chordata; Amphibia; Anura; Pelobatidae. The record is from the annotation of a GenBank genome assembly.
AUGUCUGGUCGUGGAAAGAAGGUUCAGAAAGCUGCAGCUGGAAAGGCCUCUAAAUCAGCCAAGGCUGGUCUGCAGUUCCCAGUGGGCCGUGUUCACAGACUCUUGAAGAAAGGAAACUAUGCGGAAAGGAUUGGUGCGGCGGCUGCUGUUUACCUGGCAGCCUCUCUGGAGUACUUGUGUGCGGAGGUCUUGGAGCUGGCAGGAAACGCGGCCAGAGACAACAAGAAAUCAAGGAUCUUACCCAGACACAUCCAGCUGGCAGUUAGAAAUGAUGAUGAACUCUCCAAGCUGUUUGAUGGGAUCACAAUUGCUGAUGGUGGUGUCUUGCCCAACAUCCACUCUAUACUUCUACCAAAGAAAACUAUUAGAGGUCCAGGGUCACAAGACUCAAGUAAAGUAGCAGAGUCUCAAGAAUUCUAG